AUGGCAGAGCAUCCAACCCCUGGCGUGCAAUACAUUGUCCUGAAUGGCAAAUGGUGGAUCGCGAAAAACCUCUCCAAGGCCAACUUUGGCGAUGUAGUCAUUGAGAAGGCUAGUCCCAUCUUGGAGCCAGGUCCGGGAAUCAGACAAUCUGCGGUUGGUGACCCGAAGCCUGAGUCGGAAAACCAAUUUGAUUUCGAAGCUAAUAUGCUUCAGUGGCAGCGUGAAGCUUCUCUGGACCCCAAUUACGAGGAGGGUGAUCAGUUCCAUAUCGACAGAGACUUUAGAGAGUUCUACGCCGGCUUGGCGAAGGCGGAGGAGGACGAGGAGGAGGAGGAGGAAGAGUACCACCCUUCCUUCUUUUCAGGCCAGGAAGGCGAGAAGAAUGAGUCGGUUGACACUCUGGAUUUCGACAUCCACCAUGAGCAACAGAAUUUCGGUUUCCCGAACCAGGGCUGCCAGAGCAAACAACCUAGUGAGGGAGCUGGAAACGCUGGCAAUUACUCCGGAGCCGGCCAAGGCCUUCAUCGCCAUCCAAGUCUCUUCGAUGACGAGGAGGAGGAAGAGUAUAAACCUUCUCUCGAUCCCAGUGAAGUGAGAAACCACAUGCUCUGGCUGGCUACCAACCCUCCUCAGAAUGCCUACAACGUUCAGCACCCAGAUGUCUUUCAAUGUCAAGAUGUCUUGAUGGCUACCAAGGGCAACAUCAAUCCUGAGCAGCAGCAGCAGAUUCUCCCCGAUCCUCCUCGCCCUCAAAGCAACCCUCCCUGGCAGCCGGUUGUCCGAGGUUCCCUCAACUCCCACAACGGCCCUCAGCAGCAGGACCGCCCCGGCCCCAGCUACGCUUACACUAAGCCUUAUGGUCAAGACAACCUUGGCAACAAGAUCAAUCCCAGCUACAUCAACCCAUUCAACAACAUCGCCCAGCCUCAGCAGUACAUCCCGUCUCUGGCCCAAGCACAGCAGCUUGCUGCGCCCUCCAACAUAUCCCAGAACGGCCAUCAGUCCCACAGUCAGCCUCAGCAUCAACAAUUCGUCGAGAAUCAGCCCGGCGCCAAUAUGGCACCCUCGCUGCCUGCGACUGGCCCUCCCCGUGGACUCCACCGCGAACGCGUCGGCGUCUACAGUCCAAGCAUUCCGUACCGCCCCUUGUUCCCGGGUAUCGCCCCAGUCGACAACAUGGGAGCCCAGAGACCUCAGGAUCAUUGGCUGACGAAGCUUGGUUGUCCUCGUUGCACGCUGAGAUUCCCGCACGGAGACGCUCUGCGAAAUCACUUGAUCAAUUUCCACUACUUGGACUAUCAUCAUCUGGGAAUUGGCCAUCUCAUCGAGUGGGCCACCAAGGAAGCCCCGCUGGGAAUCGAUGGAUAG
Messenger RNA from Colletotrichum orchidophilum, 1368 nucleotides. RefSeq lists its product as uncharacterized. Bases 1 to 1368 code for a protein of 455 amino acids. Lineage: Eukaryota; Fungi; Ascomycota; Sordariomycetes; Glomerellales; Glomerellaceae. The transcript is spliced from 2 exons. The record is from RefSeq and is a predicted model, not a curated record.